AUGUACUUACUUUCCACCACAAACAGUUGUUGGGUAUAAGCGAUCUGGGUUUGCUUGGUUACGCCUGGGAAAGUUUCCUUAAAUAUCAGCCAUUGAAGUCGAGCAGGAGUUGUGUGUACAUAGCGAACCGGACUAGGGUCACCUUUCAGCUUUUUAACCUUUUAAUCUCUUUGCAAGAAUAUUCAUUUAUUUCUCAUGGUGGCUUUGGUAGCUUGUGUUUGUGCGUGUGUGCCUGUUAUUCAGCGACAGAUGAUAGUGACAGCCAGGCGGGGUGCUUAUGGCUGCUCAGUGAUAAGAUAAAUUGGCGGCUGUCAGGCGAAGAUAAAACGGUCAGCAACGGUCAAAACUCGACAAUGAGGAGCCAACGAGCUUCACAUGUGAACGACUAUGGAGACGGUAUGUUGACCUAUUGGCUGGGGAACUGACCUGUUCACAAGAAACACUGAUUUCUUUUAAUGUUACCUUUUUUUUUCAAAUUUAGCUACUAUCUAGUCAGACGGUAACAACUCGGGACGAUGCAGUUUUUAAUUUGCAUGUCAAGGUGCGCCCCCGGAGUGCAUUUAUCUAAACUCAAGCUAACACAACCCAGGAUGGAUCGCCGACUGCCCCUCUCAGCUGCCCUCCGGAGGAGAGAGCAGUCAACCUGGGUCAAGUCCUCAGUCCGCCCUACCUUCCUUCUCUCCUCACUCGGCUCGGCCCUGCCCUGCAGCGCGCCGACAGGUCCCUGCACGCUCGGUUCACACACUCCCAGCUGGAUAGGUCGAGCACGGACUUUCACGCACACGCCUGUUGCCUUUACCAACUCUUCAGCCGACACUACACCUGCGCCUUCCGGAUCCCUGAAGACCCAGACGGACACGGAAAGAGGCCAAACACCGGCCACGGUCCCCCCGGAGGAUGUUAAAAGGAUUUUGCGACUUGCUUACCCGGAGAGAUGGAGACUGGCAGCUGCUGUAGGCUUCCUAACUGUCUCCAGUGCGGUAACCAUGUCAGCUCCGUUCCUCCUGGGUAAAGUGAUUGACACUAUUUACUCCACUGGAACAGACAUGGAGACAAUGACAAGUUCCCUGACAUCACUGUGCAUCAUGCUGACGGGGGUGUUUCUGUGUGGUGGGGCGGCCAAUGCUGCCAGAGUCUACCUCAUGCAGAUCUCAGGCCAACAGAUAGUUCGUAAUCUCCGUGCCUCCGUCUUCUCCUCCAUCCUCAGACAGGAGGUAGCGUUUUUUGACAGGAACAGGACCGGUGAGCUUAUCAACCGUCUCUCUGCUGACACAGCUGUGGUGGGCCGCUCAGUUACAGACAAUCUAUCAGACGGGCUGAGAGCUGUUGCCCAGGCAGCUGCUGGUGUCAGUAUGAUGUUCUAUGUCUCCCCCAGUCUGGCCAGCUUUGUGUUGCUGAUUGUUCCUCCUGUGGCCGCUCUUGCCGUAAUCUACGGCAGAUACCUUCGCUCCCUCUCCAAACGCACACAGGAUGCACUUGCACAAGCCACACAGUUGGCAGAAGAGCGGAUCAGCAACAUGCGGACGGUCAGGGCUUUUGGUAAAGAGCUGUCUGAGGUCAACGCGUACACACAGAGGACAGACCAGGUCCUCAGUCUGGCCAAGAAGGAAGCUGUACUACGAGCUGGUUUCUUCGGAGUGACUGGUCUCAGCGGUAACAUCAUGAUCCUGUCAGUGCUCUACAAAGGCGGCCUCCUGAUGGCCAGCCAGCACAUGACAGUGGGAGAGCUCUCAGCAUUCCUCAUGUACACCUUCUGGGUGGGCAUCAGCAUCGCAGGUCUGAGUUCAUUCUACUCUGAGCUAAUGAAGGGUUUUGGAGCAGGAGCCAGACUGUGGGAGUUGAUGGACAGAAAGCCUGAGUUUCCCCUCAAUGAAGGCCUGGUGCUUCCCUCACAUCAGAUGAAGGGCCGGCUGGAGUUCUGUGAUGUCUCUUUUGCCUACCCAACCCGUAAAGAGGCUCCUAUUUUCCAGAACCUCAGUCUGCUGGUCCCGGCUGGCACCAUCAUGGCUGUGGUGGGACCCAGCGGAUCUGGAAAAUCAACCCUGGUAUCACUACUGCUCAGGCUGUACGACCCUGAUGCUGGUGUCAUCACAUUAGAUGGCCAUGACAUCAGGGAUCUAAAUCCCUAUUGGCUCAGGAGUCACAUUGGAACUGUCAGCCAGGAGCCUGUGCUGUUUUCAUGCUCUGUAAGAGAUAAUAUAGCAUACGGUGCAGCAGACCCAGACACUGUGACCACAGAGGACAUCUACAAGGCCGCCAGAGUGGCCAAUGCCCAUGAUUUUAUCCAGGCUUUUCCUAAGGGCUUUGACACGGUGGUGGGGGAGAAAGGAGUGCUGCUGUCAGGUGGUCAGAAGCAGAGGAUAGCCAUCGCCAGAGCUCUGCUCAAGAAUCCUAAAAUCCUCCUUUUAGACGAGGCUACCAGUGCACUGGACGCUGAGAACGAGUUCCUGGUCCAGGAGGCCCUGGAGCGUCUGAUGGAAGGAAGGACCGUCCUGAUCAUUGCUCACCGUCUGUCCACCAUCCAGAAUGCAAAUGCCGUGGCCGUGCUGGACCAAUGUCAUGUAGCUGAGUGUGGGCAGCACACCGAGCUGCUGGGCAACAGGCAGGGCCUGUUCAGGAAACUGAUGGAGAAACAGGCCUUUCUACAGGAGGAACAGAAACAAGCCCUGCGCUGAGAAGACUGGGAGCAUAGAUGAGGGGAUGAGGAAGAGGGGGACACUGGAGGCGAGGUUAGUGGCAGGGCAAAACUGGCUUUGCUCCAGAAAAGGCUGAAAUGCCUUCUAUGUUAAGAGACAGAGGAGCGGAGAGAUAAGCAUCGAGAGAGUUGAUGGAUGCUAAACAGACAUUUCUAUAGGAGGACUACAGAUGAGGACAUGAGAAAGCCAGUGUGUCUUACUACUGUAACAACUACACAGCACCACAUGAAGAGCUGUUUUAAAAUAAACAGAGAAAACACACUGAAGAAUUAAGAACUGAAACAUGGGCCAAUCCCAGCUGUCACUGGGCGAGAGGCGGAGUCCACCCUGGACAGGUCCCCAGUCUAUCACAAGGCU
Messenger RNA from Monopterus albus (swamp eel), 3053 nucleotides. RefSeq names its product ATP-binding cassette, sub-family B (MDR/TAP), member 10 (gene abcb10). Gene Ontology annotation, biological process: oligopeptide export from mitochondrion. The record is from RefSeq and is a predicted model, not a curated record. Gene Ontology annotation, cellular component: mitochondrial inner membrane. Gene Ontology annotation, molecular function: ATP hydrolysis activity; ABC-type oligopeptide transporter activity; ATP binding. The transcript is spliced from 14 exons. Bases 516 to 2675 code for a protein of 719 amino acids. Lineage: Eukaryota; Metazoa; Chordata; Actinopteri; Synbranchiformes; Synbranchidae.